UGACGUAGCUCUCACGUGACCAGGAGUCGACGUGUGCAGAAGUCCUGCUAGUCUGGUCCUUGUUCGCCUCUGGGUACCAGCUUCCCUUGAGCAGCGCAGACGGCGGGGCCCGAGGCCAGGGGAGGAAGGAUUCGGCUUGCCGGAAUUUUGCAGGUCUUGUCGUUCCUAGCAGUACGCAGGGCUGGAAAGGGCAAGAAGAACGUGACCGCAUCAGUACAGCUUACUCUGUUCUAGGAGGAUCUUGGUGCCUGAAAAAAGGUUGAGGAGGGCCUUGGAAAAGGCUGGAGGGAGGGAUGAGACCAGAGAGGUGAGGAGGUGGAAAAUGGAGAAGUAAUUGUUUCAAAGAGGAAUAAACAGAAAAAAAGAAAGAGGGCAAAGAAGGAAGGAAGAGAGACAGGCACAAGAUGAAACCCUGUCAAAAAAUUGAAGGAAAACCAGAAAAUGAGAGUGAACCAAAAUUUGAGGAAGAACCAAAGCCUGAGGAAAAGCCUGAGGAGGAGGAAGAGCCAGAGGAGGAGGAAAAAUCAGAAGGAACUUUUAAAGAAAGGCUGAUUCAGUCUCUCCAGGAAUUUAAAGAAGAUAUACACAACAGGCAUUUAAGCAAGGAAGAUAUGUUUAGAGAAGUGAAUGAAAUAGAUGAGAUAAGGAGAGUAAGAAACAAACUUAUAGUGAUGCGUUGGAAGGUUAAUCGAAACCAUCCUUACCCCUAUUUAAUGUAGUUUCCCUGGAUUUUUUUUUCUGAUGUUAACAUUGCUAUCUUGUAAUUUGUGUUUUCCUGAUAUACCUUUGUCCAUCUUUCUACUUUUAACUUGUUGCUAUUAAUGGUUUUGGAUGCAUCUCAUUGUUUAUUGUAUUUCAAACCAAUCUACAAGUCUCUGCCUUUUAAUAAGAGACCUUUACUCCUUUGUACAAAAAGAGAUGCCUGACAGGAUAUAAAAUGAAAAGAAAAGGUAAUAUGAGAAUAUCGUAUUUUUGAAAGGGAAGAGUACAUUUAUAUAUUAACAUAUAUGCACAAAAGAACAUGUAAAGAAUGAAAGACACAAAGUACGGUGAGUGGUAGUGUUAAGUGAUUUUUAAAAUUAGCUUAUUGAUAUUUUUCCUUCUUCCUAGAAUGUACACACCUUAUUGUUAAAAAUAAUAAAAUUUUUAUAACAAAAGGA
Messenger RNA from Sus scrofa (pig), 1160 nucleotides. RefSeq names its product transcription elongation factor A like 9 (gene TCEAL9). NCBI's taxonomy places the organism in Eukaryota, Metazoa, Chordata, Mammalia, Artiodactyla, Suidae. The record is from RefSeq and is a predicted model, not a curated record.